UAUAAGAAACACGAAAAAUGUCUGGAAGAGGGAAAACCGGAGGAAAAGCCAGAGCGAAGGCUAAGACUCGCUCAUCCCGUGCCGGGCUCCAGUUCCCAGUCGGCCGUGUCCACAGGCUGCUCCGUAAAGGAAACUACGCUCAGCGUGUAGGAGCCGGCGCCCCCGUCUACCUGGCGGCUGUGCUGGAGUACCUGACCGCUGAGAUCCUGGAGCUGGCUGGAAACGCUGCCCGCGACAAUAAGAAGACCCGUAUCAUCCCCCGUCACCUGCAGCUGGCUGUCCGCAACGACGAGGAGCUCAACAAGCUGCUGGGCGGAGUGACCAUCGCUCAGGGCGGCGUGCUGCCCAACAUCCAGGCCGUCCUGCUGCCCAAGAAGACUGAGAAGCCCGCCAAGAAGUAAACACUCGGAACCGGCUUCAACCAAACCAACAACGGCUCUUUUAAGAGCCACACACAUCUAACUAAAGAGCGCUCCUUAUUUAUCUAUAUUGUGAAAAUCCUUGUUUAUGGUAAUUCAAGUUGUUUUUUUGCGUGUACGUCAAGUGAGACUAUCUUGCUACAUCAAUUUGUAGAUGAUAUUUGACAAAUAUGAAUCUAAAGUAUGUACAUAAUAACAACCGCGUCUCCGACUCUUUCCCCAUUGAAGAAAAGCCAAGAACCUAUUUCGUACGUUCAGUUUAUAUUUUGGAUUCCUUAAAUACAGAUCCAUGGUACGCACUGAGCACUUCUUUGCAACAUUUAAACUGGUAUGUGAAACGUUACUAUUAUUGCUGUGAGUUGGCCUGAACAGUUUUCUGCCAUUUAAACUGAGUCACUGUUUUAUAGAGCACCCCGGUACCAUUUGUUUCCAUAUUUAAUACAAAUAAUACAGUAUUUGUCUUAAUGAAGUCUCAGUGGAUAAACGAAAACACUGUUAUUGUAAAUCGUUGUCAAUAAAUUUGUAGCUGCAGGAUAGAAUACAAUUCUAUGAUAGGCUCAUCAUAUACAAUAUGACACAGUAUUGUUUCAGGAUUGUUGCUCUGUUAGUAUUUGUAUGUGGCUCUUAAAAGAGCCGUUGUGUGAUUGUA
Messenger RNA from Perca fluviatilis (European perch), 1068 nucleotides. RefSeq names its product histone H2A-like. Gene Ontology annotation, cellular component: nucleosome. Gene Ontology annotation, molecular function: DNA binding; protein heterodimerization activity; structural constituent of chromatin. Lineage: Eukaryota; Metazoa; Chordata; Actinopteri; Perciformes; Percidae. The transcript has a single exon. The record is from RefSeq and is a predicted model, not a curated record. Bases 18 to 401 code for a protein of 127 amino acids.